This is a messenger RNA of Nothobranchius furzeri (turquoise killifish), 5855 nucleotides long. RefSeq names its product SHOC2 leucine rich repeat scaffold protein (gene shoc2). Gene Ontology annotation, molecular function: protein binding. The record is from RefSeq and is a predicted model, not a curated record. Lineage: Eukaryota; Metazoa; Chordata; Actinopteri; Cyprinodontiformes; Nothobranchiidae.
GUUCUUGUUGGGGAGUGAGCUGCCUGAGCUCAGCUGUCCGCAGCACAGAUUUCUUUUCUCGGCCAAACUCGCGAUGGACGGCCCGGUCGCUCAGCCUCUCCGUUCGGGCCUACGUUAAACACAACCCUGCUCCGGAUGCAUAUCAGUUUUGGAGGGAUUUGACCAAGCCUGAAAGAACUUCCAUAAAAAAGUUCAGGGAUUUUGUGGAGUUCAAAGACUCAAGUAUGAGCCCCACGAAUGCCACAAAUCACCUUCUUCAAAGGAUUAUUUCCCGUAUGCCAUUUUAGCAAAGGAACACAUAAUCACCAGACGAUUGGAUCAUCGAGCCUUUAUUUUUUUUUGGGUGAUAAUAAAUGUGUUGGUCUGCGUGGGGAUGUUUAUGAAAGAGUCCUCGACUACCUUUGCCCCUUUGUUUCUAAAUAAGUAACCUGAUGAGAGUCCCAAGAGUAUCUCUACUAGGGUUCUAAUAACGUCAACAUGAGUAGUACUUUAGGCAAAGAAAUAGAUUCAAAAGAAAAGGACCCCAAAGGCGGUCUGACAGGUAAAGAAAGGGAAAAGGAGGCCAAGGCUCUAGCCAGCUUAGUCAAAGACGGUGGCAAAGAAACAAAGACCAAAGGGAAAGAUGCCAAAGAAGGAAGGAAGGACACAAGCAGCUCAACACCUGGUGUUGCCUUCUCUGUUGACAAUACAAUUAAGCGGCCAAACCCGGCACAAGGUGGACGCAAGAAAUCUAGUAACGCAGAAGUCACUAAAGAUGUCAAUAAGUGUCGGGAGGAGAAGUCUGAGAGACUGGACCUCUCUAAACGGUCCCUGCAGAGUUUGCCCCCCUGCAUAAAGGAGCCGACUCAGUUGCUAGAACUCUACUUGUACAGCAACAAACUACAGAGCCUACCAGCUGAGGUGGGUUGCCUAUCAGGCCUGGUCACUUUAGCGCUCAGCGAAAACUCCUUGACCAGUUUGCCUGAUUCCUUGGACUCCCUGAAGAAUCUCCGAAUGCUUGACCUGCGGCACAACAAGCUCAGAGAGAUUCCACCCGUCGUCUAUCGGCUGACGUCUCUGGUCAAGCUCUACCUGCGUUUCAAUCGCAUCACAACAGUGGAGAAGGACAUUCGAAACCUGUCCAAGCUCACCACGCUGAGCAUCCGCGAGAACAAGAUUAAGCAGCUGCCUGCAGAGAUAGGGGAGCUAUGCAGCCUCAUAACCCUGGAUGUUGCCCAUAAUCAGUUGGAACAUCUACCAAAGGAGAUUGGAAAUUGCACACAAAUAACCAACCUGGACCUGCAGCACAACGAACUCUUGGACCUGCCAGAGACUAUAGGCAAUUUAGCAAGCAUAACUCGUUUAGGUCUGCGAUAUAAUCGAUUGUCAGCGAUCCCCAGAUUGUUAGCCAAGUGUCGGGAACUGGAGGAGCUAAACCUUGAAAACAACAACAUUUCAAUGUUGCCAGAAGGGCUGCUGUCAAGUUUGGUAAAGCUGACGAGUCUGACGCUAGCGAGGAACUGCUUCCAGUCGUACCCUGUAGGGGGGCCUUUGCAGUUCGCCACCAUUUACACCCUCAACAUGGAGCACAACCGCAUCAAUAAGAUCCCAUUUGGCAUCUUCUCCAGGGCCAAAGUGUUGAGCAAGCUAAACAUGAAGGACAACCAGUUAACGUCUCUGCCAUUGGAUUUUGGCACAUGGACUAGCAUGGUUGAGCUUAACCUGGCUACUAAUCAGUUGACUAAGAUUCCAGAAGAUGUCAGUGGUCUUAUCGCUAUAGAGGUGUUAAUAUUGUCCAAUAACCUCCUCAAGAAGUUACCACAAGGUAUUGGGAAUCUGAAAAAGCUACGAGAGCUUGACCUUGAGGAAAACAAGCUGGAAUGUCUACCGAACGAAAUCGCUUACCUGAAAGAUUUACAGAAACUGGUGUUGACAAAUAAUCAGCUGACUACGUUACCCAGAGGCAUCGGCCACCUCAUCAGCCUGACUCAUCUGGGUUUGGGGGAGAAUCUGCUGCAGCACCUUCCAGAGGAGAUCGGCACGCUGGAGAAUUUAGAGGAACUUUACCUCAACGACAACCCCAAUCUGCACAGCCUUCCGUUCGAGCUGGCCCUCUGCAGUAAGCUAUCCAUCAUGAGCAUCGAGAACUGUCCUCUCACCCACCUGCCACCCCAGAUUGUUGCAGGAGGUCCUUCUUUCAUCAUCCAGUUCCUCAAGAUGCAGGGACCCUACCGUGCCAUGGUCUGAGCUGAGAGCAGCUUGUUGCCGUUCAGUUCAACUUCAAACCCUCUGCUUACUCUGCGUCCUUUCGCCUGCCUGCCUGCCUGACCCCAGUGCGUGUAUCAUACACUGUAAAGAAAACAGACUCAUUACAAUCAUUGCCGAGGGCACCCACAGACGGGGAGGUCGAUGAGAAUAACGUUUUGUUCUCCGUCAUUGCGCAGGAGUAAGGCAUGUCUUUGGAGCUUUUUGCUUUACUCCACAGAUCAUUCUGGUCAUCUAUGACAUCGGCCACAAAACAGAACUCCUCUUUCAUUCCGAGUCAUAAAUGAGGAAACUCUUUCCACCUGAUUGCCAAAACUGAAGUUCUAUAUAUUAACUCUGAGCUAGGAGGCGAGUCCUUCAACUUUUUAAAUCACGCUCCCAUUGCCAGUGUAAAUACAGUAAUUACAGCAUCUUAUGUGAGCAAGGAUACAAUUGUAUGCAAAAAUGACAAAAAAACAACAACAAGUCUUUGGAACUUUUUGUUUACUGCUGCUGCUGUAAUUUUAAACUGUCAUCUUGGUAUUCUUUCUUUUGAUACUCUGGUUUUUCUUUCAUUUUUAAACAUAAUCUUCCCUAUUAGUAACUUAUGUUUAUUGUUUUAUGACCGUCGAGAACAAAGGUCUAAAUAUGAUUAUAUGAUAUAAUUUGUUUGUUUUACCUUUGAAAUGAUUUUUUUUAAAGAACUGUGCCUAAUAUGUUUAGAGUGAUCCAGGGGUUCAUUUCUAAACACGAUUCUUCAUAAAAAUACAACAUAAAUUAUUGCAACACUUAAUUGCUACUGUUUUAAAUUUAUGUUUUUAAGUGUAUCUUUUGCAUUAAUCCAUCAUGCAAGCGAUAUCGGUUGUAAAAUAUGAAGAUUUGAGACCUUUUUAACAACUAGCAGCAGUAGGUGUUCAUCGGUAAGCUAGUCAUGUAUACAUAUGAUAAAUACCAAUCAUUCAUGCUAAAACAAAAUGUUUUAUUUCUUUUCCAUGAAGAGCAGCGAGUUGGCUCCCGGAUAUUGGGUCAGGUCGGGGGAAGGGGCAUCAUAAAACAUAAGGUACAUGGGGUAAACCAUGGAUGUUUUAUACAUGUAUACAAUUUCUGGUUGUUGCCUUGAGUGCAAUUUUUAUUUCUGUUUACUUGUUUGAUGUUCUCUCCAGUGUUGGACUCUAUAGCCAUCAUCUAGUUGAUCAUUGACCAACAUAUCAAGCAUUUUUAAAGACGUUUUCUGAGUCUGGAGCGAGCGGCGAGUGUAUCUGAGCUUCAAAAAGAUUUGAUAAUAAAACAUUGACAGGUAAUUCAAUUACAUAUAUUUUCUUUUUUUCCUGUAAUUUUCUUUGCUUCUUUUGAUGGGAGUGCUAAAUUUUAAUUGUAUACCCAUUUUUCUUUUUUAAAAUGAUGUAGAUUUGAUGUUUUUGAAUCAGGUUUUUGCUGCUUUUAUGCCCCCUUUUUUUAUUUCAUUUGCAUCGUUAUUGAGGCAGACCCACAAGAGCCUCGCUCUUAUUUUUAUUAGGGCCGUGUUUUUUCAAACAAGCUCGCUGUCCCUAAGUGUAAAAGUGGACAUUAAAUAUUUUAAAAUGUUCACAUUUGAAUCUAAAAUUUUCACAGUAGGGGCUUUUUAUUCCCCCUAAACCUGUUUUCAUUGCAAUAAUCGCCCCAACAAAAACAAAUGUUGGUUUUGUUUUCAGCCCAAAUUAGUUCCACACCCAGCUUCGUGCUUUCUACUUUCUUGGUGUUUUAGCGAGCUGUGUCCAGUCUCAUCCAGACAGGUGGGAAAGCUACGGCUCAUCCGGGUCAGGUUGGAUUUUUCUUUUUUUCGGAUGGGGGUUAAACAUGAAAUGCUGCUUCUGAUUACCAGCAGAACCUGUUGCUGCUUCUCAUUGACUCAAACAUUUGCUGUUGAGGACGGACGGAGCAGCGCAGGGAGGAGGUGGGACAACGACCCGCUCCCUAUCCACAGAUUUCACCGGGAACUCGCUGACCCGUCAUCCCCUGGAAACCCUGGUGGUUUUAAACGCAGAUUAAAUCGUUGGGACCCAACGAUGAAACAACACAAACAAGGUGCAUUUUUGAGCUUGACGCAGUUCUAGUACAAGACUGUCAGAAAAAGGACAAACCAAUUGUAAAAAGGGCUUUCUGUGUUCACGCUCAACAACACACUAGAGGCAUUGCAUUCCUGGGUUUUCUAUAAAAGCUUUGGAAGUUUCUUUUAUUUGUCUGUGUGUGUGUUUACUUUUAGCAGUUGUCUGAAAAAUGCCUUCAACGAGUACUCAAAGUGAGAUGUGCAUUAGGUGUGCAGCGUUGAGUGCUGUGACCCGUUUUUACAUUCACUCCUACUUUAUUCACGUGCCAUGUUGCAACACGGUGAACACCAGAGUGCGACGGCUGCAGGAGAUGAGAUUCCACCCCUCAGACUCUGGAAUGUGUAAUAAAACGUGGAAGAGGUGGAGAACGGCUCAGAUGAUGGUGUCCCUGCAUCAAAGCAAUGAUGGAUCCAGAAAAAAGUUUCUCUUGUAGGCCAUGAGCGGUGUCAUCUUGCUUCUUCUUUCUUAUUUCUGCAACCUGACAUGCUCCUGCCUGUUUUUCUUUCUUUUUUUUUUUUUUUUUGAGCAGCAAGCAUGUUUAUCUGACGUGAUCUGGUUGGGUCACAAUCGGGCGUUUUUGCAUAGAAGACUUAGUAGCUCUUUAAUGUUCCUGCAAAUGCUCCCUUUUUUGUAUAUUGCAAAGGGUGUCAAGGCAUUGUGUGCCAAUGCUUCUACUUAAUCUCCAUUGACGAGCAGCCUUAAUGGUCUUUUUUAUGUGUUUGUUUGGCUAUUCCUCGUGUCUAUGGCCACUGACUGUACUUGAUGACAAGCAACUGGUCGCUACAAUGUAAAUUUGAAACCUGUUUCCCUUUUUUUCUUUGACUCUGUACAGUAAUCUGAUGUUACGCUAGACUCAGUAUUACAAAAUCUGUUUCUGUGAAGUUUUAUAUAAAAAAACAACCAACAGAGUACACUGAAAGAAGAUGCCAAUAUGCUACGAUAUGGUGGAUGUACAUGAGCUUAUGUCUCACACAUCUGUGGCAUUAAAGGGGAAUUCCACCAAAACUGACUUGCAUUGUUGCUUUGUAGAAAUGUCCACCAUUCGAUUUUAAAGUCACCUGGGGUGAAGAUCGUCUCGCGUUGAUAUGAAGAUCAAAGAAGACGUUUUCAGAGGAUUAGAUUAUCUCAGCCGUUAAAGCACGCAGCUUCAUAAACAACCACUGUUGUAGUUAAACCCAAUUUCUUUAUGGACCGGCCUUUUCAUGCUGCCCACUUUUUAUUGCAUCACUCACAUGCUUCUAUUUUUUCUCUAUACAUGACACACCUUAUUCAAUUCAAUUCAAAAAUACUUUAUUAAUCCCAGAGAGAAAUUGAUUAAUGUGCAGCAAGCAAGCAGGACCUUCAUGACAAUCUCAGGAGAUUCCAGUGUGUUUUCUGGCUUCCUCCCAAGUCUUCAGGCUUGGUUGUGAAUGCUGGACUUGAUCCUUGCUGCCCUGUUGUAAAUCUGAUGUCCUCAGACCAAAGUUGCUCCUCAGUCGAUUGAACAUGCCUACAUCCAGUCAUGUUCAGUGUGUACAUAAUAAACAGACAUAUUUACAACAUUCA